This is a messenger RNA of Talaromyces amestolkiae, 1047 nucleotides long. RefSeq lists its product as uncharacterized. The transcript has 2 exons. Lineage: Eukaryota; Fungi; Ascomycota; Eurotiomycetes; Eurotiales; Trichocomaceae. Gene Ontology annotation, molecular function: phosphatidylinositol transfer activity. The coding region runs from base 1 to 1047 and encodes 348 amino acids. The record is from RefSeq and is a predicted model, not a curated record.
AUGGCUACAACAGACGCCCCCCCGUCAUAUGCCGAUGCGCAAGCGCAACCCGUCACAGAAACGACCACAAACCCAAACACAAUAGAAAAAGACCUCGGUCUGCCUCUCUCCGCAGCUGAAGGACUAAUCAAGAAACCAUUCGGGCGGCCAGCAGAAGGCGUCAAAAUCCCCUCGGCCGCCGACCUAACCGCCGAUCAAACCAAAAAAUACGAUGAAGUACUCAAAAUGGUGACGGCAUUUACAGCAGUUCCCACAAGCCUCGCCAAAAACGCAAGCGAAUCGCCCCUCACCGAUGACGAGCGCAUGUGGCUCACGCGCGAAUGUCUCCUACGAUUUCUACGAGCUACGAAAUGGAAUGUUGCGGACGCCAUAAAGCGCAUUCGCGCAACACUGGCCUGGCGCAGGGAUUAUAUCGGCGAUAAAUUGACAGCAGAUUAUAUCUCAAUUGAGAACGAAACAGGCAAACAAAUACUCAUAGGCUUUGACGUGGACGGUCGACCGUGUCUAUAUUUGCUGCCUUCACGACAAAAUACAGAAAAGAGUCCGCGACAAGUGGAGCACUUGGUCUUUAUGCUGGAGCGGGUUAUCGAUUUGAUGCCUGCUGGUCAGGAGAAUCUGGCGCUGGUGGUGAACUUCAAUGAGACAAAGUCUGGACAGAAUGCAACGAUAGGGCAGGCGAAGCAGACGUUGGAUAUCUUACAGAAUCAUUACCCGGAGAGGCUGGGUCGGGCUCUUGUUAUCAAUGUACCCUGGAUCAUCUGGGGCUUCUUCAAAAUAAUCACCCCCUUCAUCGAUCCCGUCACCGUGCAAAAACUCAAAUUCAACGAAGAUCUACGCAAACACGUCCCGCCCUCACAAUUGCUCAAGUCCUGCGGCGGAGAUGUUGAGUUUGAAUACGAACAUGCCAUCUACUGGCCCACGCUGAACAAACUCGCGGAUCAGCGUCGGGAGAAGAUUCGUGAACGCUGGGUCUGGGCUGGUCAACAUAUCGGGGAGUCGGAAUUUUAUCUUCGCGGUGGCACGGAACAGAGCCAAUAUGCGGCAUGA